CCCAUUUUUUGCUGCAGAUACGUGAUGCAAUGAUGACAUAGACAGACCAGUCGCUAUAUUAAAAGGAUCUCAAACCCAGGCCAUUCGUAUUUUCUGGAAACACUGUGCUCAAAGAACUGAGACAACAAUACAGAUCUGCUAUCGACGAAGUAUCUAGAAAGAAAGAUGAAUUGCGGCAUGUUGAUAACGCUUUUCCUUUGCACAAUGUGCUGUUAUGCAGAUCAACGAUUGCACGUUUCGAAAGAGUUGGAGUUACUUCGAAAAUAUUCGAAGGUGAAGCCUUUUCAAGACAAAGACCAUCAAAGAACUCGAUAAAGAGUUAUAUUGCCUUCGAUAACCGUAGCGGUGAUAAAGUCAAGUUGUACUAUAGAGAUAAGACCAGCAAAAACAAAACAUGGAUCUUCUUUGAAGAACUGCCGAAAGAAAGUACAUGAAUGUCGAUACGUUUGUCAGCGACAGAUGGAAAGCAACAGAUGACAGAAACAUUUGUUUGUACAUGAACGGAAAGCGAAAAAUUAAACCUAACAGCAACAAGCCAUUGAGCAGAAAUCUUUACAUCAUCAGCAGAAAACGAAAAAUACACGACAUACAUUUAUAUAUAAACACGUUGGUUGUUGUCGACAAGUCGAUUCGAAAUCAGUUUGGCAGCGUGAACAAAAUGCGGAAACAUGUUAAAACCUUGAUGAAAUCUGCUGCAAAACAUUACCUUCACGAAAGCCUGACUCGAUAUCAUUUGAGGAUUCACUUGGUUCUAAGUAAGAUUGUCCUUCUAAAGAGAGAAAUAAAGUUCGAUCCUUCGAAAGAAGGCAUACUCGAUUUUGCCUGCUCAAUCAUGAAUCGCAUCGAGAAAAGGGAAGAACGAACAUUUGAUCAUAAAUUAUUUUUAACAAGAAAUGAAUUUGGAUCGGGAGGAUUGGGACGAGGAAAUGGGAUGUGUGAUCGAAACCAAAGUUGUUCAAUGGCUCGUGAUGAUUAUUCCUCAGUGAUAAUUGCUCACGAAAUAGCACAUACAUUCGGAGUUAAUCACGAUAAAUAUUUUGAAAACUCACAGGAAAUCAUGUCCCCGGAACUUAACAACAGAAUCAGUGAUCCUCAUUGGUCAAUUCAAAGUAGAAACUCCCUGAUACGACUUGCAAAACGUUACAGUUGCAUUGAUAAGACGAAAACGUCAAAUGGAUGGCACUAUAACAACGAUGGAUUAAAUAUCUAGUGACAUCAAGUUAUACACGAAUGGAAGAUAUGUCAAAUGAAAAGGGAAAACUUGUGAUAAAUAAAAUUGUCAAUGGACAACUUAUUUGAUACUUUAUGUAAAUACGUACGCAAGAAAUGUGUAAUAAAGAUUUUGCUCAUAUGAGAAAUCCA
This is a messenger RNA of Xenia sp. Carnegie-2017, 1362 nucleotides long. Its product is annotated as A disintegrin and metalloproteinase with thrombospondin motifs 2-like. Gene Ontology annotation, biological process: proteolysis. The record is from RefSeq and is a predicted model, not a curated record. The coding region runs from base 431 to 1210 and encodes 259 amino acids. Gene Ontology annotation, molecular function: metalloendopeptidase activity. Lineage: Eukaryota; Metazoa; Cnidaria; Anthozoa; Malacalcyonacea; Xeniidae. The transcript is spliced from 12 exons.